Messenger RNA from Pygocentrus nattereri (red-bellied piranha), 3626 nucleotides. RefSeq names its product EF-hand calcium-binding domain-containing protein 6. Gene Ontology annotation, molecular function: calcium ion binding. The record is from RefSeq and is a predicted model, not a curated record. The transcript has 18 exons. NCBI's taxonomy places the organism in Eukaryota, Metazoa, Chordata, Actinopteri, Characiformes, Serrasalmidae. The coding region runs from base 670 to 3327 and encodes 885 amino acids.
CUUACGGGCGCUGGCUGGGCGCGAGCGGACUCCGCGCGCUCCGGAACGCUCGUGCGUAAAGCGACCUCGAGUCAUUUUUCGCCCGUUUGCGUGAAAAAGGAGGUAAAAACACGCUUUGCGUCAUUUUACACUAGAAAAAAAAAACUUUAUUUUCCUGCCUUCGCGCUUUUUAUCUGCAGAAAAAUUCAUAUUUACUGCAAUGUAUAUCAGAAAAAGCCACAGCAGGUCACUUUUCGACCCUUGCCUCUCUUAAAGCAAAGGCAUCUAACUCUCUGCGGCCUUUUGCGCGUGAAAAAGUGAGGAAAACUCACAUUUUUAACCGUUUUACACCAGAAAAAAGCAGCAACAUUUGAAUUUGCAUGCCUUUAAAGCAAAGAAACCCCGUUUAUUGGCGUUUGGAGCGAGGAAAAUACACGUUCUGCUGCAGUUUUCACUGGAAAAAGCAACAACAGUCCAGUUUUUCAAACUUCUGCACUUCAUGCAGCAAAGCAGCUUGUCUUUUUCUGCCAUUUUUUGCUCCAGAUGAAGCCUUUUUGCUGCUUUUUGCACCAAAACCAAACGAGGACAGUACAACCUUCGCCACACUGAGCGGUGGAAAUUUCACUGUUUCUGCAUUUUCACUACACUGAGCGACGAAACCCCUCUUCACAGUAGAUACAGGCUCCAGGCAUGACCACCAGAGUGGCCUCAGUUGCCCGGAUGUGGCUCCCAGCCAUCCAGCACCCUUCGUCCAGACUGGCACACCCAGACAACAUUUCGGUCAGCGGCUGCAGCACCCUGGCUCCGUCCACCCCUCUGUCGCUGGUCAGUGGGAGCCUGGAUUCUCCGUUCCGGAGCCAGAGCGUGGUGAGGGACUUCCGUUUUGGGCCGGAGAAGGGUCCCGCGGCGCGUGACGACCAGGGCCACAUGCAGGGGACAGAGUUGCCCAUGCUGGGUCAGAAGGGGGCAGCAGAGGGUCGUGCUGUGAGUCGAGUCUCAGCCAGCACAUCGUCCAUCGUUACUGAAGCACAGCUAAAAGGACAAGUAGAUCAGCUGGAGGACAGUUUAAAGGAGCGGAUUCAGAGCACAGGAGCCCUCACACUCAAAACAAUGUUCAAACAUAACCAUCCUGAAGGCAAACCCGUGGCCAACAGAUCCGUGGUGCUUUUGAUUCUCACCAAAUUCCUGAGACAACUCAUCACAGCCAAGCAGCUCAAACUCCUUCUGCAGCGUCUGCAGCUGUCUGACAGAGCUCUCAUUUCAUUUGAUGAGUUAUACAAUGCUCUAAGAGGCCCUGACUCGUUCACCACACUGAGCCUCCCAAUGACCUUGAUGCUGCUCCGUGGAGCCACUCGCAACAGAUUUCUUGAGUGUGUGGAAAACCUCACAGAUAAAGAGUCGCUCAGCCAGAGUUGGAUAUCUGCCUCCCAACUGAGGGACCUUCUGGAUAAACUGAAGCUUCGUCUGCGCAACUCUGAAUUUGAGCAGUUAUGGAAACGGUUGGACACAAAUGGAAUUGGAGCUGUGAAACUCACUGUACUACUGCAGAAACUCGGACUGGAUAAGAGAAGCAACCUACACACAUCAAACAAGAACAACCAGUGCUCCUCACCGUCCAAAGCUCAGGACAACUGCCUCCCAGAUAUGCCACCCUCAACGGUGGAAGAGGAGCGUCAGGCAUCCAUUGCUAUGGAAACGUGGCUGAAGGACAGGUUCAGGGCAGGUGUUCAGAGGAUGAAGGCAGAGUUUGAUAAGCGGGACCCAGAUGGAUGUGGAAAGGUGAGCGGUGAAGAUUUCCUACAGGUGCUUGCAACGUUUGACCUGCAGCUGAAGAGAGAGCACCUGGGGCUCUUCCUCUCCCGCUGUGGUGUGGAGCUCCGGAAGGGCGGUGUGGACUACACACGUUUCCUCCGCAAAUUUCAGGACCGAAGCCAAGAUGGCAUCACGCACAGGAUCAUCUCCAACCCCCAACACCGGUUUCAUUCCAUGGAAGACAUCCGUCACGGUUCCUCUGUGACUGAAGUAGAGGCCAGACUCACUCACCUCUUGCACGCUGAGUAUCUCUCUCUCUUAGAAACCUUUCAGAAGAUUGAUAAGCUCAAUAAGGGGAUCAUUAGUCAAGAGGAGUUCAGGGCAGCUGUGGAGCACAGGUUUGGACUGGUGAUUUCCGACGGAGAGUUUGAACAGCUGGUGGACAGGCUGCCCCUCGACCGUCUCGGAAAUGUGCAGUACGGCGUUUUUAUGGCAGCAUUUGACACAAGAAAAGGAGUGCCUAGUCUCUUUGAAGCUGGCAAGACUGCUGGACGUCCUGAUUUCUCAGAGCAAGGCCCAGAUGAGGAAGAGGAGAAAAACAUGGUGGGAAAAGAUCGGAGUGUCAGUGAGCUGUCCAGGCUGAUCAGGGGGAUUGUAGCCCAGCAGUACAGAGACGUGGUGAGAGAGUUUGAGGAGCUGGAUGAGAAAAACACCAGAAGACUCACUCAGGAGGACAUGUACCAACUGCUCAGGAGGUUCCCUGUGCAGCCUGAGAUAACCCGCGGCGAGGUCCGGCGCUUAUGGUCGUCGCUGCUCACCAGGCAGGACGGCACGGUAGAAUUUGAGCACUUUGUCCGGCAUUUUGGCCCCUCCCCCACUUCCCGUCGUUACCCCAAUGCCAAGCGCUGCCCACCGAAACGCGGAGACAACGACCUCAUGCGCCUCUCCAACAAGCUCAGCUAUGUGUCCGAUAUCCUGGUGGAUGCUCUCCGGGCCAAGGUGGAGCUCUCAGUAGCAGAGCUAUGGGCUGAAUUCUCCAGUAUGGAUGUGUCUGGUACUGGUUUUGUGAGUCAUGAAGAGUUUAAAGAAGUCCUAAUGAGUCUCUGUGCCCAUCUCAGCCAGUAUGAAUGUGAGGUACUGGCUAACAAGUUCGACAUGAACCAUGAUGGCAGAGUAUCCUACAGAGAGUUCCUUAGGCCGUUUGCUUUCCAAGAACAAGCAUGUAGGAGUGGUGUCAACAUGGCUGCUGCUCUGCAGUCACACAGAGAGGCUGGUGAUUUGCCGAGGAAUGUGGAAACGUUUUCUAUAGAAGCCCUGAGUACCAGGAUCAGGAAGAAGCUCAACAGAAAGAAGAGGGCUGUCCGUAAAGCCUGCUUGCGACUGGAUGUCUCCAGUUCUGGCCACCUUUCUUCAGCAGAGCUGGCCGCAGUCCUGCAGCUGUGUGGAGUGUGUGACAGUCCAGAGGAGCUCGGGAGUGUGUUCUCAGUACUUACCACAGACCCGACAGGACGUCUGGACUACCGUCCACUGCUUCUCAUGACGGCUCAUAAUGACCAGCAACACAUACUACACCAGGCCAGCCACAGAAGCAUGUAGAGCUCCGAGGCAUUAUUCAAAACCUCUUUAUGCCCUUAAAUAGCCAGAAACUACCAGCUUCAUUCAUCACGCCGAUAACUUAACAACUUCGUUUGCAUUGCUUUCCUUUUUCCUGAAUUACUGAAUAAUAAGCCGUAAGAUGAAUUUAAGGAGUUAAGCGACUAAUUUGCUCUGUGUUGCAGAAUUUAUAUAUGGAUCUACAUUCAUUGUCCAUCUUAUCAGCUCAGCUUACUGUACAGCUGCACUUUGUAGCUCUACAGUUACAGACUGUAGUCCAUCUGUUUCUCUGAUACUUUGUU